CAUUGCUGCACACACACGCGCGCGCGCGCGCAGACUGAAGCGCGACUGCUCAGAGGAAGAGGGAAGCAGCUGGAGAUCUCAGUGCGUCUCACUCAUGGCUCAGUCAGCAGGCAGUAUGGAGACGGAUCUGGCCAGCAAGCGGCUCCACUCGAGGAUGGAGGCGUCGUGUCUGGAGUUGGCUCUGGAGGGCGAGAGGUUGUGUAAAGCGGGUGAUUUUAAGGGUGGUACAGCGUUCUUUGAAGCAGCAGUCCAGGUGGGAACAGAAGAUUUAAAGACGCUCAGCGCCAUUUACAGUCAGCUGGGAAACGCUUACUUCUACCUGAAGGAGUACGCUAAAGCCCUGGAGUAUCACAGACACGACCUGACGCUCGCUCGGACGAUAGGUGAUCGCAUCGGUGAAGGGAAAGCCAGCGGGAAUCUGGGAAACACACUGAAGGUUCUGGGCAGAUAUGAUGAAGCAGCUGUUUGCUGUCAGAGACAUCUGGACAUUUCUCAAGAACAGGGAGACAAGGUGGGCGAGGCUCGGGCGCUGUAUAACAUGGGAAACGUGUUUCAUGCGAAGGGUAAACAGCAGUUGUGGGGGAGUUCACAAGACCCCGGAGAUCUUCAUCCUGAUGUGAGCGAUACUUUACAGCGAGCCACGGCCUUCUACGAGAUGAAUCUGGCUCUGGUGAAGGACUUGGGAGACCGAGCGGCUCAAGGCCGGGCCUUUGGUAACCUUGGCAACACGCAUUACCUGCUGGGUAAUUUUGUUGAGGCCAUCAAGUUCCACAGAGAGCGUCUCUCCAUUGCCAAAGAAUUUGGUGACAAGGCGGCCGAGCGGCGAGCGUACAGUAACCUAGGCAACGCCCUUAUAUUCCUCGGCCAGUUCAGCGCAGCAACAGAGUAUUACAGGAAAACCCUGCAGCUCUCUCGGCAGCUGAAGGAUCAGGUGAUGGAAGCUCAAGCGUGUUACAGUCUGGGAAACACAUACACGCUACUGCAAGAGUACGACAGAGCCAUCGAACAUCACCUGAAACACCUGAUCAUCGCUCAAGAGCUCGGAGACAGGGUUGGCGAGGGUCGGGCGUGUUGGAGUUUGGGUAAUGCUUAUGUUUUAUUAGGAAAUCACCGUCAGGCUUUACAUUACUCUAGAAAACAUCUGGCCAUCUCCAGAGAGAUCGGCGACAGAAACGGAGAGCUGACGGCCGGGAUGAAUGUAGAGGAGCUGAUGGAGGUGAUUGGUGUGAAGGACGCUGAUCUCUCUCCAGCUGAGGCUGAGUUUAAAGUUCAGGGAGCCAGACCCAAAUUCAGUAAGAGGAGCAGUGUGGACAGUGUUGAGCUGUGGAAGUACGGCUCUGAGAAGAAUGGAGAUGCUGCAGGUGUUAAUGGUGGAUUGAGAAGAUCAAAGCAUCAGCUGUCUCACUGCAGCACGGGAGAACACACAGACAGUCCAUCAUCAGAUGACAGACAGUGGCUUGACUCACCUGUGGACACUGAUGACAUCACCGUUCAUGUCACACUUCCAAAACUGAGUCGGGAUCAUUCGGACGAGGACUGUUUCUUUGACCUGUUGAGUAAGUUUCAGAGCAGCCGAAUGGAAGACCAGCGCUGUCAACUGGACGAGCCGACCAACGGCGAGAACACAGGAGGAGCGGACGCAGACUCUCUCAAUGACGUCAUCGAGGCGAGUCUUCUGACGUCUCCUCAGACGGAGGAGCUCUUUGAUUUGAUCGCCAGCACGCAGAGUCGGCGUCUGGACGAUCAGAGGGUGAGCGUCAGCAGUCUGCCCGGACUCAGAAUCACUCACAAUAAUCUGGGUCACCUGUGUGGAGAGAGUGACCCUCAGGCGCCCGGAGAUGACUUCUUCAACAUGCUGGUCAAGUGUCAGUCCUCCAGGAUAGAUGACCAGCGCUGCUCUCCUCCUGAAGGAGGUCCGCGAGCCCCCACCGUCCCCGACGAAGACUUCUUCAACCUCAUCCAGAGAGUUCAGGCGAAGAGGAUGGACGAGCAGCGAGUGCACCUGCCGUCUGACCAACAGGAUGAGAGCGAGGAUGAGAGAGAACCGGGCGCCUCUGACUCCGGCUAACUAUAGUAAAAAGACACGGAGGGAACAGAACGUGCACUUUCAGAUGCCAACUUGUGUGUCUACACGUGACGAACACGACACAAGCGCCAUCUCAGUGUUUCACCUGCCGUGCUUUGAAGCCAACGAUCAUUCACUCGUGUGUAAGAUUCCAGUGAAAGUUUGCACGCACGGUUCAUCUCGCGAGUGUCCGACUGUGUCUGAUGCUGAAGGCCUUACAGAGACGUCUUUAGAUGUUUAACAUCAGACAGUUUAUGUGUCUGUAACGCAUGUGCUGGAUUCAGACCGGACUGCUCGUGUGCUGGGUUAUUCAGACACACCGGCUCAGUCGCUUUAUCUGCCUUGACCGCAGACUCUGAUUGUAUUCUUUGAUAUCGUCGAGCACUUGAAGGAGUUUUGCUGUGGUUUGUCAAGUGACCGUAUUCGUCUCAGACCUUCACAAGUGCAUUUGACUGCUUUACCAUCAUUGCGAUGAAGACAUUAGGGCUGCUUCUCAUCACUUCUCUCUUUCUCUUGUUGUAUUUAUGAAAGUGUUGAGAGAAUGUGUGAACAGACUGUGACAGUGUUGAAGAGACUCACGUUUGAUGGAUGAUGUUACAGUGUUUGUCAUUUGUGCGGAUCUACACACACCACAUACACAACUCUUCGAUGUCUUUCGUGUCAAGACAUUUAGAUAUGAAAUCAAAGGUAUUACAGUUGAUUUUUAUUUUACUACAGGUUUUUUAAUGGAUGAUGAACUUACUGCCACCUUGAGGUGGAAAAUUAGCUAAGCCAUAAAAUCAUUUUCCAGUCUGUUGUGGGUUCUGUGCAACAAUUCAAUUUCACCCGAAAAUCUACUUUUGUUUCCAGACGGGAGAAACUGAUUCCCGAUGAUGAAUGAAACCGUUUUCAGAUGACACAAAUGUGCAGUAUAAACUAGUAGAUCAUCUUCGUGAAAAGACGUUUUACAAAAGUAAAUGACAUGAUGGUUCUGUAAAGAAACUGGAUUGAGGAGAGAAAAUAAAGUGAUUUUAUUCCCA
This is a messenger RNA of Triplophysa rosa, 3084 nucleotides long. It is a transcript of the gene gpsm1b, whose product is annotated as G protein signaling modulator 1b. The record is from RefSeq and is a predicted model, not a curated record. The transcript is spliced from 14 exons. The coding region runs from base 95 to 2068 and encodes 657 amino acids. NCBI's taxonomy places the organism in Eukaryota, Metazoa, Chordata, Actinopteri, Cypriniformes, Nemacheilidae. Gene Ontology annotation, molecular function: GTPase regulator activity; protein binding.